GUGGAAUUACAUCUAGUUAAGUUAGUUUGGCUCGCAGGCAGUGACUAAACAGCCAAGCUUUUGUCCUCCUUCAGUCGAGUCGUUCACAACUUGUCUUGCUCAGAACAGAGCAAUGCCGGCCGCGAGAAAGGACCCAAAUAAGCCCAGAGGAAAGACCUCCUCCUAUGCUUUCUUUGUUGCAACAUGCCGCGAAGAGCACAAAAAGAAGCACCCUGGAACCAGCGUAGGCUUUGCAGAGUUUUCCAAGAAAUGCUCUGAGAGAUGGAAGACCAUGUCAGCCAAGGAGAAGGUCAAGUUUGAGGAUUUGGCUAAGAAUGACAAGGUUAGGUAUGAGCGAGAGAUGAAGACAUACAUCCCUCCAAAAGGUGCACCUGGCGCUGGAAAAAAGAAAAAGGACCCCAACGCACCAAAAAGACCACCUUCCGCUUUCUUCGUGUUCUGCUCAGAUCACCGUGGCAAAAUCAAGGAAGAGCAUCCUGGUAUCACUAUCGGUGACAUCGCCAAGAAGCUUGGAGAGUUGUGGGGCACACAGACUCCCAAAGACAAGAUUCCUUUUGAGGCAAGGGCUGCCAAACUGAAGGAGAAAUAUGAGAAGGUAACUUCCCGUUGUCCUGUAUUUCUUUAUUUUUAUACAUUAAAUUCUAUUGCCAGGUAAAAAAUA
Messenger RNA from Notothenia coriiceps (black rockcod), 661 nucleotides. Its product is annotated as high mobility group protein B2-like. Lineage: Eukaryota; Metazoa; Chordata; Actinopteri; Perciformes; Nototheniidae. Gene Ontology annotation, cellular component: nucleus. Gene Ontology annotation, molecular function: DNA binding. Gene Ontology annotation, biological process: regulation of transcription by RNA polymerase II. The record is from RefSeq and is a predicted model, not a curated record. The coding region runs from base 113 to 655 and encodes 180 amino acids. The transcript is spliced from 4 exons.